This is a messenger RNA of Sciurus carolinensis (gray squirrel), 1257 nucleotides long. Its product is annotated as CD209 antigen-like protein E. The record is from RefSeq and is a predicted model, not a curated record. The transcript has 7 exons. Lineage: Eukaryota; Metazoa; Chordata; Mammalia; Rodentia; Sciuridae. Bases 33 to 938 code for a protein of 301 amino acids.
AAGGGAGGCGAGAGGGGCGUGGACACAAGCAGAUGGCAGGAGAGCAAGACCCCAGGGCACCGGGCCUCCCGGGUGAGGCUGGGCCUCCCUGGGUGCUGCAGGGGAGGCAGGGCCCCAGGUUGGGGGAACUGAGUAUGACCUCCAGCUUGGGCUGGGGGAGGUGGCUGACUUCUAGCCCUGGCCCUCCAAGCUCAGCUGAGAGUGUGGUGCCCCCUUCAGAGGAAAAGGGGACAUUCGGAGGCCAGAGAUUUGUGGAGAAAGACCCCGAGAUGCUCACUCAGAGACCAGAGAGCUUCCCAGGCUGUCUGACUCGGGUCCCUUGGCUUCUGUUGCUGCUUCUCAGCUCUAUGGGCCUCUGCUUUGUGCUCUUGGUGACCACCCUGGUUCAAGUUUCCAGGGUACCUGGAUAUCCUCAGGAAAAGUUCCAGGAUCAUCAGGGCAACUCCAGCUUGGUUGCUGCUGCUGACCAGCAGAUGCACCCAGGCCUGGAGCAGAUCCGUCAGCAGCUGGCCUGGAUCAACGCCUCCCUGGCUGGCCUGUGCCGACCUUGCCCCUGGAGCUGGGAGGCAUUCCAGGAAAGCUGCUAUUUCUUCUCUCGGACCCUGGGCAGCUGGGAAGAUUCCGUCUCCUCCUGCCAGGCCAUGGGGGCCCACCUGGUGAUCAUCAACAACACUGCAGAGCAGAGAUUCCUGAGGUACUGGGACAUCAGAAAGAGUCAGCGUACCUGGAUCGGCCUCAGUGACCACAACAAUGAGGGUUCUUGGUACUGGGUGGACAACACCCCUCUCCGGCUCAGCUUCUGGAAGGAGGGGGAGCCCAACGAUUCUGGGAACGAGGACUGUGUGGAGCUGGUCGCGGAGGACUGGAACGACAGCAAAUGCGCCGCCCAGAACUUCUGGGUCUGUGAGCGGCCCUCCGCCCCCUGCCCUGGCGCCUGAGCGCCCUGCUGCCCAGUCCGCAGAGACGCAGCUCCUCAGGGCCGUCCCCUCGGCCUCCCGCUGGCCCUGCUGGAGGUCUCUGCCAUGCCCCGGGAGAGCCCCGCGACGCCCUCCCUGCCACCCGUCCCUCCAGGAGGGCGCAGCUCAGCCCUCCGCUGCAGGAACGCCUCCGCCCCUCUGCCCACUCAGGAAAGUCCCCGGGAGGCUGAGGUGUGGCUGGGUGGGACCCGUAACCUGGCAUGUGGAGGUCCCGUGUCCCACCCCCAGCUCUGCACAAACUGAAAUAAAGCACAUUCACUCGGGGUGUGACGCGCUCCGC